Messenger RNA from Carlito syrichta (Philippine tarsier), 3129 nucleotides. RefSeq names its product YTH N6-methyladenosine RNA binding protein 1 (gene YTHDF1). Gene Ontology annotation, molecular function: mRNA binding; N6-methyladenosine-containing RNA reader activity. Gene Ontology annotation, cellular component: cytoplasm. The coding region runs from base 80 to 1828 and encodes 582 amino acids. Gene Ontology annotation, biological process: mRNA destabilization. The transcript is spliced from 4 exons. NCBI's taxonomy places the organism in Eukaryota, Metazoa, Chordata, Mammalia, Primates, Tarsiidae. The record is from RefSeq and is a predicted model, not a curated record.
CGCAGUGCCAUUCUAGCUAGUUGCGUAAGCAUCAGUUAUAUGCUAAUUUUGCCUGUUUCAUAAUUUUUUCUAGAAAUGAAUGGAAAUAGACUUUACUAACUUUAAUUCACGUGCUAGUCUUUUAAAAUUUGAUGGUAAUAGUUUUCAACGUCUCGUUUUAGUACAAAAUGGUUCUUUGCAUCAGAAGGAUACAGUUCAUGACAAUGACUUUGAGCCCUACCUUUCUGGACAGUCAAAUCAGAUUGAGGAUUGCCGUGCUGUCCGCCCAGCCAGACUGCUAAGUAACAGUUACCCCUCAAUGAGCGACCCCUACCUAUCCAGCUAUUACCCGCCGUCCAUUGGAUUUCCUUACUCCCUCAAUGAGGCACCGUGGUCCACUGCAGGGGACCCUCCGAUUCCAUACCUCACCACCUAUGGACAGCUCAGUAAUGGAGACCAUCACUUCAUGCAUGAUGCUGUUUUUGGGCAACCUGGGGGCCUGGGGAACAACAUCUAUCAGCACAGGUUUAACUUUUUCCCUGAAAAUCCAGCAUUCUCGGCAUGGGGGACAAGUGGGUCCCAAGGGCAGCAGACUCAGAGCUCUGCAUACGGCAGCAGCUACACCUACCCGCCAAGCUCCCUGGGCGGCACAGUCGUGGAUGGGCAGACGGGCUUUCACAGCGACACCCUCAGCAAGGCCCCCGGGAUGAACAGCCUGGAGCAGGGCAUGGUCGGCCUAAAGAUCGGGGACGUCAGCUCCUCUGCCGUUAAGACAGUGGGCUCUGUCGUCAGCAGUGUGGCACUGACUGGCGUCCUUUCCGGCAAUGGUGGUACAAAUGUGAACAUGCCGGUUUCAAAGCCGACCUCGUGGGCCGCCAUUGCCAGCAAGCCUGCAAAACCACAACCUAAAAUGAAAACGAAGAGCGGGCCUGUCCUGGGGGCUGCACUGCCCCCUCCACCCAUAAAGCAUAACAUGGACAUUGGCACCUGGGAUAACAAGGGGCCCCUGCCGAAGGCCCCAGCCCCUCAGCAGGCCCCGGCCCCUCAGUCUGCCCCGCAGCCCCAGCCGGUGGCACUGCCUCUUCAGGCGCAGCCUCCCCCUCUGGCCCAGCCACAGUACCAGAGCCCUCAGCAGCCACCCCAGACCCGCUGGGUUGCCCCUCGCAACAGGAAUGCGGCGUUUUUGCAGAGUGGAAGUGCCAGCAGUGACAGUAAGUCUCCCGGAAGUGCUCAGCCCACUUCUGCCCCAAGUGUAGAGUCCCACCCUGUCCUGGAAAAACUGAAAGCCGCGCACAGCUACAACCCCAAGGAGUUUGACUGGAAUCUGAAGAGUGGGCGUGUGUUCAUCAUCAAGAGCUACUCGGAGGACGACAUCCACCGCUCCAUCAAGUACUCCAUCUGGUGCAGCACGGAGCAUGGUAAUAAGCGCCUGGACGGCGCCUUCCGCUCCAUGGGCAGCAAGGGGCCCGUCUACCUGCUCUUCAGCGUCAACGGGAGCGGGCACUUCUGUGGGGUGGCCGAGAUGAAGUCCCCCGUGGACUACGGCACCAGUGCUGGGGUCUGGUCUCAGGACAAGUGGAAGGGAAAGUUCGAUGUGAAGUGGAUUUUUGUCAAGGAUGUGCCCAAUAACCAGCUCCGGCACAUCAGACUGGAGAAUAACGAUAAUAAACCGGUCACAAACUCCCGCGACACACAGGAGGUGCCAUUAGAAAAAGCAAAACAAGUGCUGAAAAUUAUCGCUUCCUACAAGCACACAACCUCCAUCUUUGAUGACUUUUCUCACUAUGAAAAGCGCCAGGAGGAGGAGGAGGUGGUGCGCAAGGAACGGCAGAAUCGAAACAAGCAAUGAGGACAAACCAGCUUCUUACGUGUUCUAACACUUGACUUUGAAAAACAGUUUAAAGCCGUGUGCUUGGUCAGCUCCAGCGUGUCGUCCUGUGCAGGGCUUGAGUGCUGCAUUGUCACCUCUAUGUGGGUUUUUUUUUUUUUUUGCCUGGAUGGGUCUGCAUUUGUUUGUACUUUUUCUAUGUUUAUUAUAAUAUUGUAGAACUCACUAAUAAAGGAUAUUUUUUUUGUCAGCUUAUCAAUCAGACUGACCUAAUGUAAAAAUACAAGUAUUCUUCAAAACAAAACAAAGCAAAACAAUCCUAAUAUGUCCCAAAGAUUGUGUUUUGGCAGAAAUUAUGUUCUUGAAUCUGCAGUCGUUCAAUAUCUCCAUGUGAGACUUCACAUUUCUCACCCCUUUAUUGUUUUAUAGGAACAUAAGAAACCAUGAAUGCUGUCAUUUAGAAUGUUCUGUUAAAAUCUUUUCAAAAUGUUAAAUUCAAAAGGUUAUUGGUCACCUUGUUCAGCUGGUUUGACAUUUUUAUCUGUCUACAAUGCUAAUUUUCUCCUUUUAUUUUUCUGCUAGACAGAAAGAUAAAUUUUACUUUUUCUAAUUUGGUGGACAUGUUUCCUUGGAAAAUCUGUCCUUUCACAAUCUGUGGCCCCCCCCCCAAGGGCUGCUCCGUGGCUCGUGGUCCUGUCGUCUGAUCCAGCCAGAUGGGGAUGGAGCUCGACUGGCCGAGGGUUUGUUUUAGUUCUGGUCCAGUGUCCAGGCAUUCUUAGUUUUUGCGGAUCAUUUUUAAUCUCCCCUUUUCUCCCCUGGAGAACCCUAAUGCUGUCUUAAGUUUUGAUACAGUGAUGCUGAGCUUUAAGUGUAGGAUCUGGUAGUACAGUGUGAUGGGUGAUGCCGCUGAUUGUAAAUUUCACUGUGUGUCUAAUUUUUUUUUCCUGUUAAAUGGGUAAACACAAAAAACCUUUUUGAAAAUGAAUUUGCUGUCAUGUUUUGGGGAACGAGGGACCGUUGAACUUGCCACCACCUGGAGUUUGAGUUGAAGCAUGAAAAUGGUGCUCAUGCCUGACGCCCCAGCGCCCAAAUCUGCACGUGCCCUUGUAGAGGACCCUUCCUGUCUUAGAGAGCAGACGCCUUCUGAAAAUACUUACUCCACAAGACCCUCUGAGUUCAAGUGCAAGCUGUAUCAUUUAGACUUGUAUCUAGAACAUGUCACUUCCUCUGAACUGUCACUGCCUGUAUGGAGUCCUGGACGACAUCGGGUUCCUUCCUCUAGGAGAAUACAAGCCUUAAUAAACAACACCUAUUUAGCAAGA